AUGAGCUCCUUCGCGAACAAUGCCGGGAACUACCGAAACAGGACGCUGGGGGCGUCGGCCAAAUGUCAGAACAUAGGCCACAAGGUGAACUCGGUGGAGAACGGGCCCUCCGUUUUCUGCACGCUCUGCGCUCUACCGUAUAAUGCGAAAAUUAGACUGAACCCCUGUUUCCAUGUAAUCUGUAGCAAGUGUUACGACCUCUGUGCACAGCAGCAAACCUGUCUCCUAUGCAAUGUAGAAAUAAACGACGUGGAGUUUCUUUUCAUUGGAGAAAAUAUCUUUGUCUGUCCUUAUGGGGACUGCAAAAAGGGCUUCCUCAAUUUAAAGUGCUUCCAUUACCACAUGCAUUUCAAGCACCAGUUUUUAAACUCAGCCAAUUGUUACGCUGAAGAGAAAAGCAGCAGUGGCAUCCCAGAUCAUCAGAACGCAAGGGGAGAUGCUUUCUCCCUUCCAAGCAAUGAGCCUUUUCCCACCUCCUUUUUCCCAAACAGCGACGAAUUAAAUGGUUAUACCGCCACCCAUGCAGACGAUCAGGAGUUUACCUAUGACGCUGGAAAGAAUGACCAAAGUGGAAGUUCUACCAGCAUAAGCAUGAAUCAUACCACCAGUGUGAAUGCCUCACGUGGAGGUGCCCUCCCCCCGGCAAAGGAUACUCCCUUCAACGUGUGCAGUAACCCAAUUAGCAAUUUCCCAAUGGAGAGCAAAAACUUAAGUUUACAAAGUAUGGCUCUUGGUGGAGGUGCCCAGAGUAUGACCAUGAGCAUGAGCGCGAGCACGAAUGAGAAGAAUGCCUCUGGAGGAAACUUCCCUACCCCCAUGAUGCAGUUCACAGGCAAGUGGGAUUAUAGCAACGUGCCCUUCAAGUCAGAUUUUAAUACGUUUAAUGUGCCUCCAAGUAAUGAUCCCCCGAGCAACAACAACAACAACAACAACAACGCACUUGGGUCCAAUGGGAAGGAGAACAAGGAGGAGGACGACGACUACGACAAUCUGGAGGACCUCAUGUGA
This is a messenger RNA of Plasmodium coatneyi, 1008 nucleotides long. RefSeq lists its product as uncharacterized. Gene Ontology annotation, molecular function: ubiquitin protein ligase activity. The transcript has a single exon. Gene Ontology annotation, biological process: protein ubiquitination; regulation of cell adhesion. Lineage: Eukaryota; Apicomplexa; Aconoidasida; Haemosporida; Plasmodiidae. The coding region runs from base 1 to 1008 and encodes 335 amino acids. The record is from RefSeq and is a predicted model, not a curated record.